This is a messenger RNA of Mangifera indica (mango), 1875 nucleotides long. RefSeq names its product phospholipase A1-Igamma3, chloroplastic-like. The record is from RefSeq and is a predicted model, not a curated record. NCBI's taxonomy places the organism in Eukaryota, Viridiplantae, Streptophyta, Magnoliopsida, Sapindales, Anacardiaceae. Gene Ontology annotation, biological process: lipid metabolic process. Gene Ontology annotation, molecular function: glycerophospholipase activity. The transcript has a single exon. Bases 145 to 1731 code for a protein of 528 amino acids.
CCACUACUCUGCUAUUGCUUUUCUCUUCUGAAUUGAUUUCCAUUUAGACAAACACUAACUCUAAUUUCUCUCUCAUAACACCAAGCAAAGGAGAGAAGAUUGAUCCCAAAAUUGAGUAAGAAGAGGAAGAUAUAGAAGCUAGCUAUGGCUCCUCAACUUUUAUCUUUCACCAACCCUACCAAAUACCCCUUCCCACCGUUCUCUGGGAAUCUCUUGACGACCAGAUCAUUCAAUGGAAACAAAACCAAGAGCCAUCACCCCUUUCACUACAAACCCUUUUCUUCAAAAAACUCUACAACGCUCAUCAGAUGUUCUUCAGUCUCAAAUUUGAAAACUCCAAAUAUUCAGAAAGCAGUAGAAGAAGAAGACCUAGAGUUUGAAGAAGAAGAGGUAGAUUUUGAAGAAGAGCCAUUAAACAAGAUGUGGAAGGAAAUCCAAGGCUCCAACAACUGGGAAGGACUUUUAGACCCCAUGAAUUCUCAUCUCCGCAGAGAAAUCAUUCGCUAUGGUGAAUUUGCUCAAGCCUGCUACGACUCUUUCGAUUUUGAUCCUAAUUCCAAGUAUUGUGGCACAUGUAAAUACCCAGGCUCCCAUUUCUUCGAAAAGCUCCAUAUGGAAAAUUAUGGCUACAAAAUUAGCAGGUAUCUUUAUGCAACAUCCAACAUUAAUCUUCCAAACUUCUUUCAAAAGUCCCGGCUGAGCAAAGUUUGGAGCACCCAUGCAAACUGGAUGGGCUACAUCGCCGUAACCACCGAUGAAGAAGAGGUCAAACGCCUGGGAAGAAGAGAUAUUGUCGUCGCAUGGAGGGGCACGGUUACUUAUCUUGAAUGGAUUUAUGACCUCAAAGAUAUUCUCUGUUCGGCAAACUUCACCGACGAUCCCUCCAUCAAGAUGGAGCUCGGCUUUUACGAUUUGUACACCAAGAAAGAAGACUCCUGUGACUAUUGCUCCUUCUCCGCCCGCGAACAAGUCCUCGCAGAAAUCAAAAGACUUCUUGAAUACUACGAUGGAGAAAAAAUCAGCAUCACGUUUACAGGCCACAGCCUCGGGGCAGCGUUGGCGAUAAUCAGUGCUUAUGAUGUUGCAGAGUUGGGCCUCAAUGUCACCAACGAUGUGGAAUCAACUAGUAAGAAAAAAAUACCAAUAACAGUUUACUCCUUCGCCGGUCCUCGAGUGGGGAACCUCAAAUUCAAAGAGAGAUGCGAUGAGCUCGGAGUUAAGGUGCUGAGAGUCGUUAAUGUUCACGAUAAAGUCCCAUCUGUGCCGGGGAUUCUAGCGAACGAGAAGCUUCAGUUUCAGAAGUAUUUAGAGAAAGCCACAAAUUUUCCUUGGAGCUAUGCGCAUGUUGGAGUGGAGCUUGCGUUAGACCACACUCACAGUCCGUUUCUGAAAGACACUAAGGACUUAGGCUGCGCCCACAACCUGGAGGCCCUGCUGCACUUGAUCGACGGCUACCAUGGGAAGGACAAGAGGUUUGUGUUGGCGACGAAGAGGGACAUCGCGCUGGUGAACAAGUGCUGUAAUUUUUUGAAAACUGAGUACGGUGUUCCGCCGCAUUGGCGACAGGACGAAAACAAGGGAAUGGUAAGGAACAGCGACGGCCGGUGGAUGGUGCCGGAGAGGCCGAGAUUGGAGGCCCACCGGCCGGAAGAUACGGCCCACCACCUCAAAAAAAUACUGAAAAGAACCACUAUUACCACCAAGGGUUCUCCACAACUGGGAGCAAUCUGAUAAUGUUCUUGCAUCCAAGGUAACUUUCAACUAAUAUAAAUGUUAGACCUUUAAUUGCUGUACGAUAUAAAAUAUUGUCAUGAGAAAUCAUCAUACGAAGAAGAUUAUCCUUCUCCCGUGGUGGAUUUGGUUUGAUUUGUGUUA